This is a messenger RNA of Ziziphus jujuba (common jujube), 1884 nucleotides long. RefSeq lists its product as uncharacterized. The transcript has a single exon. The coding region runs from base 1 to 1884 and encodes 627 amino acids. NCBI's taxonomy places the organism in Eukaryota, Viridiplantae, Streptophyta, Magnoliopsida, Rosales, Rhamnaceae. The record is from RefSeq and is a predicted model, not a curated record.
AUGGAGCUACCUAUCCCCAACAAGCUGAAAAAGCUGUGGGAUGUAUGGGAUAUCCCAACCUGCAUUCUAUUGAGCCUCUUCUUACAGGUUUUCUUAGUACUCUUUGCAUCCUUCAAGCAACGCAGUAAAAAUUCAUUUCUUCUCUUCCUCAUCUGGUCGGCAUAUUUGUCCGCGGACUGGAUAGCUGCAGUUACUCUUGGACUGAUCACCAAAGUCCUGACAGACCCUUUUCAUGACCCUCAUGUCAAUGAAGAACUUCAUGCCUUCUGGGCUUCAUUUCUUUUGUUGCAUCUUGGUGGCCCUGAUUCCAUUACUUCUUUUGCUCUCGAGGACAAUGAGUUUUGGCUGAGGCACUUGUUCGGACUCAAUCUGCAGGUGAUGGGUGCUGCUUACUGCAUCUUUCUAACACUUCCCAACAACAGUCUAUGGAUUCCAACCAUUCUAGUCUUCGUUGUUGGAAGUGUUAAAUAUGCAGAGAGGACAGUGGCUCUGUAUCUUGCCAGCUUGGAUCAUUUUGAAGAUACUGUUGGUGAUUUCGAAGAUCCAAAUGCUGAGCUUGAACCUGAGGGUGCCAAGUUUGAUUUCAAUCUGCCUUCAGAAUCAAAUGACAUUGAGUUGCUGAUGCUUUCUUAUUCCCUUUUCAAAAGCUUCAAGGGGAUUAUCUUCCAGCACCCUCUGAGCUCCAAACUGGUAGAAUCAAGCAGAAAGUUAUUUUGUAAGAUAAAAAAUCCGAAUGUUGGCUUUAAAUUAAUGGAGUACGAGCUCAGCUUCAUGUACGAGGUCUUCCACACCAAGGCAGCUGCGGUACGUAGUAGAAUUGGGUUGGUAUUUCGUUUGAGCAGCUUUUGUUUCAUCCUUGGAGCUUUUAUAUUGUUCCAUUUUGUAGUUAAGGAUCAUGAUGAUAAGUUUGGUGGAUUUGAAACGUCACUUACUUAUGCCUUGCUCAUUGGAGCCAUAGUACUGGAUGCCAUAUCCGGAAUUAAACUCAUGCUAUUUUCUGAUUGGAUCCUGGUUUCCAAUAAUGGAUUAAUCAAGAGAUGGAGAAAAUUUAUCCCAGCAUAUAUUUUGAAAAGAAAGAGAUGGUGCGAGUCAGUUUCGAAGUAUAAUAUGAUAGAUUAUUGCCUUGAUGAACGUAGGUUAUGGAAACGCAACUUGCCUGACUGUGUUAGAGCCGUGGUAGACAAAAUAACAAACAUGUUGUUUUCAUCCUCAGAGGAUGACAUUGAGGAUCUCAAAAGCUUCAUCUUUGAAAAAGGUGUUAAGUUUCUUGAUGAAGUUCAUGAUGAGGAUGAGUUUUUAUUUGCAACAAAGGUCCUUCAUUUGCAUUUAACUACCGAAAUUGGUUACCACCAGAAGCAGACCGAAUCAGGAGACAAUACAGAAGAAGCAAAAAGUAGCAGAAGAAUUUGCAAGGUGAUUUCGGAUUACAUGUUUUACAUUCUCAUCAUGAAGCCUGAAAUUCUCGGUCCAUCAGUUAUGGGAAUCAAAUGGAAGAAAAACUUCAAGAACGCAGUUGAAGAGGCCAAGAAAUAUUUGGUGAAAUACCAAAUUUCGGAUCAUACAAAAGCUUGCAAUGCGUUUCUUGAUUAUCAUAAUACGAAAGAAAAGGGUGGGAGACAAACCUUGCUCUCCAAUGCAUGUUCAAGUGCAAAAGAUUUGAAGCUGGAAAAGAAUUGGAAGCUUUUGAGUGAUUGGUGGGCUGAAUUGUUGUUCUUUGGAGCCCUUAGAAAUAGACCAAUAUUAUAUGCACAGCAGGCAAGCAAGGGUGGUGAGCUUUUGACAUUCACUUCGUUUCUCCUCCAUCAUUCAAGCGAACGUAAUGAUAAGUUUAAAGAAGAGAACUUCACACGACACGUGAGUGAUGGAUCACAGCAUGCUAGCUAA